AGAAUUGCCAUUAUUAAUGUUCAACUUGAACUUUUCUGCUUUCCUCAAUUUAUGUCUCGGGAAUCGGGGCCUAGGUCAUCCGAUCCCGGUCCCACCGUCCAGAACGUCUUCUUUUCUCGAACUCAUAUGACCCUAUUGUACAUACUGUAUCCCUUCCAGUUUGUAUCCCAGUUAUUCCUCAUCCCCUACGUAGGACAGGUGCUCUGUGUAUGUACAUGCCUACUACAAGUAAUCACCCCAAGCGCCCACUGGGGUUAGAUUAUCCUUGCUUCUCUGGGUCGAUACGGAAUGGCCAUUAACAUCGGAGGAGCCUUGUGCUUCUCGGUGCCGGUGUUUGUGUUUGCUUUCUUCUCUCUGACCUCGACAGUCGACAAGGAGACGAUGAACUGGUGUGCGGUUAUGGGCUCAUUGCCAUCCUAUA
This is a messenger RNA of Aspergillus alliaceus, 421 nucleotides long. RefSeq lists its product as uncharacterized. The coding region runs from base 52 to 258 and encodes 68 amino acids. The transcript has a single exon. The record is from RefSeq and is a predicted model, not a curated record. NCBI's taxonomy places the organism in Eukaryota, Fungi, Ascomycota, Eurotiomycetes, Eurotiales, Aspergillaceae.